AAUUUUCUCUGUGCCGCAAUUGGACUUGCUCAGGAUUAAAUCGUACACAUGUUCGAUUCUUGCGUAUUCAUCAUUUUUUUGCUUCCACCUGUUUCUUCACAGAUGAGAUCGAAAUUUACAACCCCCAUCCUGUUCGCGUAUUUUCUGUGGGUCAUCUGCCGUUCUUCACUUGCUCAAACUGAUGAACAUUCACCCUCAUCUUCAACGGGGUCGUGCUGUGGUGCUUGCUAUCAGGGUCCAGCGGGAGCAGCUGGCCAGCCGGGAAUUCCAGGCGUUCCAGGGCAAAAUGGCCUGCCGGGUUCAAUAGGCCAGAAAGGCGAGCCCGGAGUGGGUCUGCUUGGACCCAAGGGGGACACCGGCAAUCGCGGUCAGAAGGGAAACCAGGGAGAGCUUGGGGUUCAAGGACUCAUUGGCCAGCCAGGGAAGCUAGGACCUACCGGGCCCAAUGGCGAGAAAGGAGAAAAGGGAGGAAAGGGUGAGCCUGGAGAAUCGACUGACGUCACCCCAACACCACCAUCUGUCGUCGCUUUCAGCGCAUUCUUAAGUGGUUCCUUCUCAGGAAACAGUGGGGAUGUCAUCAUCUUCCCCACAGUCACUACAAACAUCGGGGACGCGUACGAUUCCGGUAGUGGAGUAUUUACCUGCAACGUGGCCGGUGUUUAUUUCUUUAGUGUGACUCUAAUGAGCUACAACUCAGGACCAACGCUUUUUGCGAUCCUUAAAAAGAACGGCACCCGUAUCUUUUAUGUUUAUGACAACCAUCCGAACUACCACCACCAGUCCAGUAACUCAGUGGUCCUCAUGCUGGCUAUCGGGGACACAGUUCUGCUUGAGAAUGGGAGAACCAAUGGAAGAAUCAACGGCGGUAUUUACUCUUCCUACUCCGGUUUUCUGAUCCAAACCUUGUAACCUACCGACAGGAAUUCUAGGUAUACUUAAUCGGAAGACGUGGUAGAGGAAUGAGAAUUGGUGGAUGUCACAGAGCUAACGCUAGUGCCGCUCCACUCAGACUAAAAAUCAAGGAAUAACUGAGACGAAAAGAAGAUAAAACACAACAUGUGCAGCACACAAAGAUGAAUGGUUUAUUUCAAGAGAGGAAUGAGGUAAACUAAGUAUUUACACUUCCAUAUCAGUCAGUCAGCCAAGUGGGAGUACGUUAUGAGAUUAUCCCGUGAGCAGGAAAGUGGCUGAAGAUAUUACACAGCAACGAAAUUAAUACAAUAUAAAUUUUCCACAGCUCUUUUAAAUACCAUAUAAAUAUUCCUGUUGAAGGUUCCAUGAAAUAAAUUUUUCUUAAAAUCACUUAUUAUGUGUAUCUGUACUCUUUUUAAGUGUAUGAAGGACGCUUUUCCUUUGAUGUAAAUCAAGGAAGACAUGGUCCAGUUUGCAUGGUUUCCUGUAUAAACUCCAAAUAUUCAAUUUGAAAACAUUCAUGUGAAACGGUUGCUUUCUUACUUGUUGCCAAAUACUUACACAACAAUAAACUGCCAAAGGAAAUGAAGUCUACGAUAGUAGGGUUUACAAAUGAUUGUAUUCUUUGCACAAGUAAGUGCAACAAUGAGGCUUGGUGCCUUGGAUGACAUCAUAGAUUUGCUCAUGGAUAUGGAAAUGUGCAUUAGCAUAUAACCAAAAAAACUCCCAAAAAAUCGUUAAAACUGCAAAACAAAUUUUAAAAGUUCCUAUUUUCGUACAGUCAUAUCAAUAACGUUUCUGAACUAGCUUAAUUCUGCAGCUAUCUGAGUCUAUAGGAUUGGAUAGUUUAUUACAGGUUCACUUUUCACCGCACUUGAAGACUUGUGUAAGAAAGGCAAAUUCAAAAAAA
This is a messenger RNA of Acanthaster planci (crown-of-thorns starfish), 1822 nucleotides long. RefSeq lists its product as uncharacterized. Lineage: Eukaryota; Metazoa; Echinodermata; Asteroidea; Valvatida; Acanthasteridae. The record is from RefSeq and is a predicted model, not a curated record. Gene Ontology annotation, molecular function: protein binding.